AUGUCUGAACAAACAAUGCAACAACAACAACCAUCGGAACAACCAAAUUUAUCAAUCAUUCCACAAAUUCAUGUGAAUGCUGAUGAAUCUAUUCUGAAUAAUAAUAAUAAUAAUACUAAUUCAACGUCAUCACCUUCAACACAAGCGACAACACCAGCUGCAACAUCACCAAUCACCAUGAAUCAAGAUCAACAUGAAUGUUUGCAUUCAAGAGAACGACGUCAUGAUCGUAAUGUCUCAUUUCGACAUAGACGACAACAAGAUUUAUCACCACGUUUUGAAGAUGAUCGUAAUAUUAUUUAUUUAAAUGAUGCAACUAGUCGAUAUUAUCGUUCACAAAAUCAAUUAAAUGAUCCAUCUGGAUAUUUAUUUCAACGUAGUGCUAGUGCUAGAAAUAUUCGUCUACGAUCAGGCAUAAGUCAUAAUCAUUUACAUCAUCAACUUAAUUUACAUGUUGAUGAUCGUUUAACCAAUCAAAUUCGUCGAUCAUUUCAAGAUAGAACCAAUGGUUUAAGUCAAGACACAUUGAUUGAACGUCAAAAUUUAGUUUUAGUACCAAUGUAUGGUUUGUUACGUCCUAGACGUUCAAGAAAUCGAUCGCAUAGAUUAUCAGCUGAUUUAGAAAAUUCACAACGUCGUCAAACGGAACUUAUUGAUGUAUCCACUUGUCGUAAUCUCAAUAAUUCACUUUCUACAUCACCAUUAAAUGAAGACACUGUAGAUCGACCGAUUAUAUUUACAAAUCCAACAGGCAGAAAUCAUCAUCAUCAUCACCAUCCGCAACAACCACAACAACCGCAAGCGUUGUCUUUGAAUACAGCACAAACUUUAUCGUUACGUUCACCGAAUGAAACCGACCUAAAUGAACAUAAUUCACCAAGUAGUACUCGAUCUCAAUCACGAAUUAAUCCAAUUCAACCAUCCACAAGAGUAACAACACAAGCUGUUCAAACAAGAGGUUUAUAUCAAGGUCAAUUAAGACGUGUUCAAAAUGAAUCAAUUAUUGCACAAAAUCGUCAUUCAGAUGAAUCUGAUGCAUUAGUAAUGAAUAUUGCUUCUUCGAAUACAAAUCGUCUUAGUACAAUGCAACAAUGUGACAAUGGCAGUACAAAUUUAAACAAUACUAAUAAUAGUAAUCGAGAUAGAGAAAUCUAUGUAUUACGUAAUAAUAAUAAUAAUACUAAUCAGCAGCCAUCAUCCUCCAAUCAACCUUAUCCAUUAUUAUCUACCACUGUUGAUAAUGCUAGUAUGACUACUACUAGUAUUAGUGAUGCUAGUAGUAUUGAAGAUUUACAUGUCACAGAAAUUGUAGCUAAUAGUAGUUAUACUGACACAGUAAUACAUCGUCCUAAAUUAUAUGAAGGUGGGAAUAAUUCAGAAACUGAGAAAUUACUAAAACGUCAAGAUGUGAAAUAUGCAGAGAAGAGAACUGAUUCAACGGAUUGGCGGGCUAAUUUAAUUGGUAGUCGUCAAUUAUGGCGUGAAAUGUUAAUCACUGAACGUUUUGCUGAUGUAUGGUUUAUAGUUGGCGGUGAAGAUAUUUUAGGCAAUAAUGGUACACUUAGUUUAUAUUCAAGUGAUUCUAGUGCACCAGGUGGUCCAACAAGUCAAUUAAAUUGUUGUUCAACUACAAAACAAUUAUUCAAUAUUUCUUCAACACGUACUACAAAUUAUACAAAUAGUUUUAAUAAAUCACGAUUAAUAUGUAACAAUAAUAAUGAGAAUAAUAAUAAUAAUAAUAACAGCAAUGGUAAUGGUAGUAGUAAUCCACCUACGACAGUUACCAUUACUGCACGUACUACUACUACUACUAAUACCACUAGUAGUACUACUUCUUCGACUACUGCCAAUAAUAAUAAUAAUAAUAAUAGUAAUCAUCCUACAGAUAAUAUAUUAUUACAUUCAAAAUGUACUAACUCUGAUCAAGAGAAUAAUACCAUAGAUGAUGCAACAGAUUUGAAUUCAGACAGUGAACAUCUGUCUUGUCAUUCUGAUCAUAUUAAUACUACAGAUACAAAUAAAUCAACAACAUUAACUAGUCAAUCAACAAAUUGUCAUUCACAAAUGAUUCGUUUGAAAGAUGAGAAAAAUUCAAUAAAAAUGAAUCAUGUUAAUGUCAAUAAGUCAAUGAUACAUCAUCAGUUGAAUGCAACACAACCACUAAAUGAUGUCAAUGAACCGGGGGCAUUAACUAAUAAUAAUGAAACAGAACCGCUUGUAUGGCGUUUUGCUGCACAUCGUUUAAUUCUAGCUGCUGCUUCACCAGUCUUUGAAGCAAUGUUCUAUGGACCAAUGGCUGAUUGUGAAAAUAAAAAUUUAGAAAAUCGUCGAGAAUAUCAUAUACCUGAUAUACAUCCAAAAGCAUUUCAAAUUAUGUUAUCCUAUAUUUAUAGUGAUGAAUUAUUAUUUGAAAAUGAUAUCAAUUUAUUAUUCUAUGUAUUGUAUGCAACGAAAAAAUAUAUUCUACCACGUUUAACACAAAUUUGUGUUGAAUCAUUAAAAGAUUUAAUUACAGCUGAAAAUGUUUGUAUGAUGUUGGAUCGUAGUAUAUUUUUUGAUGAAGUUGAUUUAACACGUCGUUGUUGGCAUGUCAUUGAUGUUUUGGCACCGGAUGUACUAAGUUCCCAAGGUUUAUUAACAUUAAAUGCCAACUGUUUACAUGAUUUAGUCAGUCGUAAUACAUUGAAUUGUCAAGAAUCCGAAGUGUUUGCAGCUGUUGGACGUUGGGCCGGGGCAGAAUGUAAUCGAUUGGGUAUAAGAGAUGUUGUAUCGAAUCGUGUUCAAGUUGCUGCUAAUAUUUUACCAUUAAUACGAUUUCCAACAAUGACAUUAAGUGAUUUUGCUGAGAAUGUUGCUUAUUCCGGAUAUCUUUCAUUGGAAAUGGUACGUGAUUUAUUUGUUUAUAUUACAACAAAUAAAUUAACUACACAAAAUAAAGAUUUGCAAUCAUCAUCAACACGUCGAUCAAAUUCAUUAGCAGUGAAAAAACCUAUUCAUCCUAAUGAAUCAUUGGUUGUCAAUGAACCAAGCGUGACAAAUCCUUCGGAUACUUCGAAUUCCUUGCAUUUACCAUUACAAUCUACACAAAUUUCAAAUAAUAAUAAUAACAGUAAUUCAUUAUUACCAGAUUCUGGACCAUUUCCACGUGAACCAAGAAUAGGACCGAAACUAUGGCGUUGUUGUCGAUUUAAACGAAUUCGUAAAGAUUUAUUAUCACUGACUACAUCAACACAUCAUCGGCAUACAAUUAGUUUUUCUGUAUCUGCAUCAAUAUUUAUUGCCGGUGUCGGAAUCUAUGGUUCAACACAAGUUGGUGAUACACGUACAGUUCAAUUGGAAUUAAGAUCAGGCAAUGGAAGUGUACCGUUACAUUCACCAGUUCAUAUAACAUCACCACCGCCACCACCACAACCACCACGUGGUACUUACAUGUCCGAUAGAAUGUAUUUUUCACAUGCUUCAAGAAGUACAAGUGAUCUAACUAGUUUGAAUGCAUCCACUCGUUUAUUUAAUCAUAACAAUAAUACUACUAAUACUACCAAUAAUAGUAAUAAUAAUCGUGUAGGUUAUUCAAAUAAUUGGGAUAUUUCAACUGGUUUAUCAAGAUUAGAUGAAACUGAUUCACCAUCGAAUAUUCUAUUUCAAUCAUCAUCAAAUCAUCUUUCUAAUAAAAAACGUUCAACUAAAUGUCUCGCUAGUAAAAAAAUUCUAUUACAAUCAGAUGGAACAAAUCGUGUUUAUGAUAUACGAUUUGAAUGUCCUGUCAAGUUAGUGAAAAAUCGAAGAUACUAUUUAAGUUUAAACACUUCCAAUGGUGAUCAUAAUAAACCAGUUUCAAUGUCAACAUCAUCUACAGCUAUCAAUUCAUCAACAUCAUAUAUUGGUUUUUAUGGUGGCACCGAAAUUAUGAUUCAUUGUCCAUCAGAAGAAACACUGAGAACAAGACAAGACAAUGAAACAACAACCAAUGUCAAUAACACCAAUAAGAAAUGUUCAUCAUCCAGUAAUAUUAGAAAGAAACGUACAACUGAUACACAUAAACUAAGUUUUAUAACUAAUAAUAAUUUCAAUGAUAAUCAUGUUUAUUUAACAGGAGGUAAUAAUGAAACAGUUGUAUUCAAUUUUCAUGAUAGUUGGGAUGGUUUAGAGAAUGGUAAUGUCGAUAGAGGAUUAAUACCGGAUUUGUUAUUUUAUACUUGUUUUUAAUGAAAAAGAAAAUUAAAAUUUAAAUCAACUCAUAUCUAUCUACAUAAAAAUUCAUAUUUUCUUAUCAUGUACAUUAUUAUUGCCUCGUUUUUUUUCAUCAUGAUUCAACUAACUGACAUAAAGAGAAAUUUAUGAAUUGAAUGAAUGAAUGCAUGUUUAAACUUUUCCCAUUUUAUUUUUUGGCUUUUUACAUUUAUUACAUUUUAUAUUAUGCUCUGAAUUCAUAUGAAAUAAAAGACUAUUUUUAUUUUAUUGCUUAAUA
Schistosoma turkestanicum is the source of this 4468-nucleotide messenger RNA. Lineage: Eukaryota; Metazoa; Platyhelminthes; Trematoda; Strigeidida; Schistosomatidae. The record is from the annotation of a GenBank genome assembly.